Molecule: messenger RNA, 1434 nt
Organism: Diversispora eburnea
Lineage: Eukaryota; Fungi; Glomeromycota; Glomeromycetes; Diversisporales; Diversisporaceae
Source: the annotation of a GenBank genome assembly
AUGACUGCGUCAACUGUACCCAGUAUAGAAUCUCUAUUGCAAUGCUCUGCAAAACGUACAAGAGCCAUGUUUCAAUCUGGUGUCGCUGCAAGUCCACUCAUUGAGGAUGAAAGUCAAAUAAUCAAGUUACGUAUAAAGAUCCAUGAAUAUGAUGAUGUCAAAGAAUUACCAAAAGCUUUAGUGGCGCAACAAAAUGUACAAAAUGUACAAAAUGGUCCUCCUUAUCCUUCGACACCUGAUGCCACGCUUUCAAGCGAUAACAUAACGGAAGGACAAAUUUCGGAGAGUAGUGUACAAAAAUUAGUAGAAAGUCUUCCUCCAUCACGCGCUCAACAAGAAGCUGCGAAAAUACCAUCCGGGGUAAUAGAAAUUCGUCAGAAAGUUGGGAUUAAUGCUACAACUGCAGCUACAUCUGGUUCAUUAAUAAGACGUAAGGUUCCCCGCGUUACUCGCCCAGGUUGGCACCCACCUUGGAAAUUAAUGAGAGUCAUUAGUGGACACUUAGGUUGGGUACGGUCUGUUGCUGUGGAACCCGGGAAUAAAUGGUUUGCAACUGGCGCUGGUGAUAGGACUAUUAAGAUAUGGGAUCUUGCAUCGGGUACUUUAAGGCUUACCUUGACAGGACAUAUCUCUACUGUUCGAGGACUAGCCGUAUCUCCACGCCAUCCAUAUUUAUUUUCAUGUGGCGAAGAUAAGAUGGUUAAAUGUUGGGAUCUUGAACAAAACAAAGUUAUCCGACAUUAUCAUGGUCAUUUAUCAGGAGUUUAUUCAUUGAGUUUACACCCUACAUUAGAUGUACUGGUUACUGCUGGAAGAGAUGCCACUGCUAGGGUGUGGGAUAUGCGAACGAAACAAUGCAUUCACGUUCUUACCGGACACAACACAACCGUAGCUGACGUAAAAUGCCAAGAAGCCAAUCCACAAGUUCUUACGGGUUCAAUGGACACUACGAUCAAACUUUGGGAUCUUGCGGCUGGUAAAGCAAUGACCACACUCACACAUCAUAAAAAAUCGGUCAGAACGUUGACGAUACAUCCUACUGAAUUUACUUUUGCUAGUGGUAGUGCUGAUAAUAUAAAACAAUGGAAAUGUCCCGAAGGAAAUUUUAUACAAAACUUUGAAGGACAUCAUGCAAUUAUAAAUGCAUUGACUGUUAGUGCUGACAAUGUUUUGUUUUCAGGAGCUGACAAUGGGUCAAUGGCAUUUUGGGAUUGGAAAUCAGGAUAUAAAUUUCAAUCGAUGGAAACAACUGUGCAACCUGGUUCUUUAGAAUCGGAAGCCGGAAUUUUUGCAUGUACUUUCGAUCGUUCAGGCUUACGACUAAUAACUUGUGAAGCAGAUAAAACUAUAAAAAUUUGGAAAGAAGACCCGAAUGCUACUCCUGAAACACAUCCCAUAGAUUGGAAACCAUCAUUAAUUAGAACCAGAUAUUAA